Molecule: messenger RNA, 465 nt
Organism: Arachis duranensis
Lineage: Eukaryota; Viridiplantae; Streptophyta; Magnoliopsida; Fabales; Fabaceae
Product: heat shock 70 kDa protein 2-like
Exons: 3
Coding region: 1-465 (154 amino acids)
Biological process (GO): cellular response to unfolded protein; protein refolding
Cellular component (GO): cytoplasm
Molecular function (GO): ATP binding; heat shock protein binding; ATP-dependent protein folding chaperone
Source: RefSeq, a predicted model, not a curated record
AUGGCCAAAAAAUGUGAGGGACAUGCAGUGGGAAUAGAUCUUGGAACAACAUAUUCUUGUGUUGCAGUGUGGCAGCAACAACAUUCUCGAGCUGAGAUCAUACCCAAUGACCAAGGCAACAGGACAACUCCUUCUUACGUUGCUUUCACUCAUAAUCAAAGGUUGAUUGGUGAUGCUGCUAAGAACCAAGCUGCCAUCAACUCCACCAACACUGUCUUUGGGAUGAAGUUGAAGCUGAAGUCAAUAAAAGUGAGGUUCUUGAGUUCACAAAUGAAGGUUGGUAUGGCUUGUGUGAUGUUGGAAUUGGAGAGAGUGAGUGAAAUGACAGAAUUGCCAUUGGUGGUGCAGUUUAUUUCAGGCCAAGAACAGUGGUUGUUAUUGGAAGUUGAUGAUUGCUGUGUCCAGUGGCUUAAAAAUGGUGGGUUUCGAAGGAAGAAACGAAGAAAGAAGAUGAAGAACAUAUGA